This is a messenger RNA of Ostreococcus lucimarinus CCE9901, 2757 nucleotides long. RefSeq lists its product with no specific name. The transcript has a single exon. Gene Ontology annotation, biological process: phosphorylation. NCBI's taxonomy places the organism in Eukaryota, Viridiplantae, Chlorophyta, Mamiellophyceae, Mamiellales, Bathycoccaceae. The record is from RefSeq and is a predicted model, not a curated record. Gene Ontology annotation, molecular function: kinase activity; ATP binding. The coding region runs from base 1 to 2757 and encodes 918 amino acids.
AUGCAGUCGAACGAGCACACGAGCGAUCGGCCGGCGACGAUGCGUUGGGAUGUGGGCAAUUUGGAAGAAGCGAGCGCGGCGCGAGCCGUCGUGCUCGCGGACGAAAGCGGCGGGUCGUGGUUCGAGAAGCUCGCGGCCGUGGCGAAUCAAAUCGGUAUCGGAAAAGAGAUCACGCGCGAUAAGUUGGCUGUGAGCGCGACGUAUUUGCGUUGGAUAAGCACCGGGACGAUCAAGUGCGUGGAGAGUGGAGGUCAUCGUCGUCCAAACGGACCGGCGAUGGUGGGUCGGGGGAUAUUUAUAAGUAUGGAGCAGGUGCAGGGCGCGAUGUAUCGUCACGGAACGGAUUUGGGCGAAGUUGAGCGCGUUGUUAUGCGUCAAGUCCACCCUUGGCUACCUUCGUUCAACGAAGAGUUCACGAACGCCGUGCCGCUGACGCGAAUUCGGGACAUAGCGCACAGAAACGACAUUCCGGAGGAUUUGAAGAAAACCAUCAAACACACGAUUCAGAACAAGCUGCAUCGGAACGCUGGGCCAGAGGAUUUAAUCGCAACCGAAGUUGUGUUAGAACGAAUCACCGCGCGUGAGGGCGAGUACUCUGAAGACUUCGUUCGCGAGUUUCGCGAGUUCCACAGAGAACUCAAACGUUUCUUCAACGCCACCGGCGUGUUUGAGCGUCUCGAUAGCCUUAGGGGGACUUUAGACGAGGAAACGGAACCGCUCAUCGGCGAACUUAGCGAACUGCAACACUCGCUCAACAAUCUCAACGACGGCUGGCUCAAUCAUGAAGGUGCAACGCUGCGUCACACGCUAGACGUCUGCACACGGCUACGAUCGUACUUUUGCGCCGGUCUCAGCACGGGGAUGCGAAACGACGCUCCGGAUGAUUCCGUGCGACAACGGCACGCCUGGCGACAGGUAGAAAUGUCGCUGGAGGAGUACGCGUUUGUGUUAUUAGCGCGCUGCAAUAAUCUCAUGGAGCGAGAGAAGUCAGACAACAUGCAGCACGCGGCGAACGUUUCUGCGCUCGCUUUGAAACACAUCGGUCUUUCGGGAUGGAAGUCCCUCGAGACUGGAAUCAUCGCACGUGAGCUCAUGUCUUGGACUACGAGCACACCCGCGAUCGAGGACGGAAAUGCGGCCCUUCGCUUGAAGGCAACGCUACAACGCGCAAGGCGACUCAUCGAAUCGCAAACGAGAGCCGUCAUGAGUGGUUUCGGCGACGCUCCCGCACAACUUGCCGACGCAUUUGGUCUGGAACACCACGUCGGCGCGACAUUUGUCGAGUCUGUCAUUCGUGCGAGCGUGGCUUUCCAACUCUCUAGAACGAUCGAGAUGAUGUCGGAGGUGGUUGAACGCAAUGUUGACGGGGACGGGUUCGAUCCGAUCGUCCCCGGAGACGCGCAAGGCGUGCUCGUACUUUUGGACCGUUUGAAUCCAGAGAGCGUUCAAGUGCACGGAGACAAGGACAUCAUAGCGUUUGUCUCCGAGGUCGAUGGAGAUGAAGAGAUUUCGUCGGCGGGAAGCAAUGUGAAGGGAGUCAUCUUGCGCGACGAGUUGGCACAUUUGUCACACCUCGCAAUUCGAGCGAGGCAAGAGCGCACGCCCCUCGUUAGCGCACUAAGUGGGGAAGCUCGAUCUAAAGUGAGCACGCGCGUGGGAAAAGACACCGUUUUGAACGUGUCUUCAUUACAUACCGAGUUGCGCGAUUUCGAUGGAACGCGCGAUUCGCGGGAAUCCGGUCAUGCGGUGUCGCACGCGGCCGUGUCGCCAACGGCGUGCGCUAUGGUGAACGUGAUGACGUGUCUGCCCUUGGCGGAAGCCACGAUCUCAAACGCUGGCGCGAAAUCGUCGACGUGCAGUCGCUUGGCGAUCAUCGCUCGCGAUAGUGCGGCGUUUAAAGCGCCCUCGGGAUUCGUCGUGCCUUUCGGAUCCAUGGAAGCGUCGAUUCGCGACGAAGAGCGAUUUGGUCAACUUUUGCUCGCUCUCGAAAGCGUCAGCGUGCACGACAUCGACGACGCGUGCUCGGCGAUCCAAAGUUUUAUCGUCGAAAACCUACCAGAGCGCGAGAUCGUCGAGAGGGCGUGCUCGGCAUUAGACGCGAGCGCUCGCCUGGUCGUGCGAUCGAGCGCAAACGUGGAAGAUUUAAGCGGCAUGUCCGCGGCCGGACUGUACGAAAGUGUCGUGGGCAUCGAUGCACAAAACGUCACCGAAGUACAACGUGCUAUUGCUGACGUCUGGGCGUCGCUGUACUCGCGUCGCGCCGUGCUCGCGCGCCGCGCCGCAGGCGUAAAACAAUCCGAAGCGCGCAUGGCGGUGCUGGCGCAGGAACUGUCGCCGAACGCGCUCUCAUUCGUCCUUCACACACAAAGCCCGAUUCGAGGCGCAAAAUCUGUACAAGCUGAGGUGUGUGUCGGUUUAGGUGAAACACUCGCGAGCGGUAUCGACGGCACGCCUUGGCGUUUUGAGAUCGACCGCGCCACCGGCGCCGUGGAUGUGCUCGCGUACGCCAAUCACGCGUCUUCGCUGCGAUGCAGGUACGGCGCACCGACGUUUGGCAAAGUGACGAUGGAAUCAGUGGACUACUCACGACAAGAACUCAGCACGAACGCAGACGCGAGAGCGCGUCUCGGACGACGGCUUUUGAAGGCGGCGAUUGAACUCGAAACCGCGCUCGGCGCGGCGCAAGACGUUGAAGGCGGCGUGCUCGGCGACGACGAAGCCGUAAUAAUCGUGCAGUCGCGCCCGCAACCAAUUUAG